AAAAAGGAAGAAGGUGGUGUGUCGGGCAGCACAGAGGGAAUUUUUUUUCUUUGUACGGGAGUUUGAACUCAUGACCUCAUGCUUGCUAGAUCCCUGGCCUAAAGAGGGAAGUUGUGAUAGGUGCGGGGGUAAGAACCUAAAAGAGAAACAAAGGGGCAGCUAAGGCACAGCGAGAGCGCUGAGCUGUCAAUAAUGAAGGGAGCUAAUAAGGCAAUGCCUAUCAGUGGGCAAAGGCGGGCGCUAGGAUCCGGCGUCUAGAAGAGUGCUUUAGGGCUGGCAGAACGCGCGUUUGCCUAGAGGCGUUGAGACGGUAGCAGAGGUGUUGGGCCUAGAUGCGCUGCAGGGAGGGGAAACGAAAGUACGCGGCAGUGUCUUUUUCCGGGCGUUCUCGCACCCCCACUUGUGUGGGUCCAAUGGUAAAGGCCGUGACGACACUGAUCUCUGAUUGGCUAGUGCUUGGCGGGGCGGGGCUAUGGGAGACACGCCCCUUUCAGGUCCGUUGGUCUUUCCCGCCAUGUCGUUCCUCGGGAGCACGGGCCAUCAGGGUCCGCGGAGUCGCCGACAGGGUAUCCGCGCCUCUGUCUCUCGGCCGUUGAAUUCCAUCUUCACUCAGGGAGAGAGUUGGGGUGAAGGUGAAGUCGACGAGGAGGGAGGCAGUGAUCAGGUGGCCCGCGACUUGCGGGCAGAGUUCUCGGCCGGUGCGUUGUCCGAGCCCAGAAGGGGUGGGCCGUUCCCACCUGGAGGACUUGGCUCGCCUGUCCUGCUGGACAAACGUAACGGCAUCUUCCCUGCGGCUGCGGGCAGCCGGACUCAGGCUCGGCGGUGGCCUAUCCAGAUUCUUUCUAUUCUCUGUUCCCUGCUGUUCGCCGUCUUCCUUGCUUUCCUGCUGGCCAUCGCGUACCUGGUCGUUAAAGAGUUGCAUGCUGAGAAUCUGAAAACUGAAGAUGUAGAUACUGGGCUGUUAGGAUUCUGGACUCUGCUUAUAAUAUCCCUAACUGCUGGGUUCUCGUGUUGUAGCUUUUCUUGGACAGUGACUUAUUUUGAUUCUUUUGAGCCAGGAAUGUUUCCUCCUACUCCACUUUCACCUGCCAGGUUCAAGAAACUGACUGGACAUUCUUUCCACAUGGGCUAUAGCAUGGCCAUUUUGAAUGGCAUUGUAGCUGCUCUUACUGUGGCAUGGUGCCUCAUGUAACCUGCACUGGAACAGUAUUGUUGGCAAAAGUCAUGACUGUUUUGCAAUAACAGAAAAUAACUUAGUUGCUUAUUCAGAAAACUAAGAAGAAACCAUGAUGUGGUUCAAAAAAUGUCAUAAUCAUCGUUAUGGAGGAUCUUUGAAGCAUCAUUCUAGAGUUUAAAUUUGGAAAUAUCUUAAGUAUUAAAUUUCAUGGACGUUAAAAAUUUUAAGAUGUGAUCGCAUCUUUUUGUGUCUAGAUCUUAUAAUUUAUUGAAAAUGUUUUAAAUCAAACUGGGAGACAAAUCAGACUUGGAAACAAAUAUAAGACAAUGUCUUUCCAUGUAUAUGCUACACUUUUGCUAAGAAAUCUUGAUAUUGUUUGGGGUAUAAAUAAUCUUAUUUAGACAUUUUAUUAGGAAAAUAACUACGACUAUUUUAUAAAGUCUACUUUUAAGUCAGAAUAGUUUUAUACCUAUAUACUCAAUAGAAGGUACAUUUACAUUUUAUAUGGGGCAUAGUUCUUUAUGUUUUUUUAACAUAUUUUCCUAUAUAUUGAAUUUAUAUGUUUUUAAAAUUAUGACAUUAGAUGAUUGUAAAUGUUUCUUAACUGGUGCAAACCUGAUCCCUGCCAUUUUUUCCAAGUAUUUUGUCUUUUUUUUUAAGCAAAAAACAUUGACAUAAGUUUAAAGUCAAAUUGGUUUUUUAACAGAAAUAGCUGAAAAAGAUAAGUUAUGUCAUUAAGAUACUGAGAAAUUCACGGUUGUUUACUAUUUUUCAUAAUUUUAAAUAUUUAUCUUGAUGUACAUAUGGUUACUUCAAUUUAUUUUGUUUUGAAUAAAUGAAACCUGAUGUUUUUAAUGUGUAAGAA
Molecule: messenger RNA, 2042 nt
Organism: Cavia porcellus (domestic guinea pig)
Lineage: Eukaryota; Metazoa; Chordata; Mammalia; Rodentia; Caviidae
Gene: Arl6ip6
Product: ADP ribosylation factor like GTPase 6 interacting protein 6
Exons: 4
Coding region: 473-1192 (239 amino acids)
Source: RefSeq, a predicted model, not a curated record